CAAAGACGAAAAGCUUUGAUUCCUCAAGAGUGAAAAUGGCGUCGUACACAGUCUCCUUUAUCCCUUUGACGCUCUCUAAUCCUCGGAUCUUUGUUUCUAGACAGAAUGGAUCUUCCUCGUCUUCUUCUCGGAUUCCUCUUACGUCUUCUCUGUUAGGUAAGAAGCUUGUGGCGACACAACCGUCGCAUCGCUGCUUCGUCCCCAAGCUCCGGUGCUUGACCUCAGCUAGCACGGUCUUAAAUGUUCCAACUGCGCAACCGGAGAAUGGUUCUUCGGAUAAGAUCCCAAAAUGGUCGGCGAGAGCUAUAAAAUCACUUGCAAUGGGAGAAUUGGAGGCUAGGAAGCUCAAGUAUCCAAGCACCGGGACUGAAGCCAUUCUCAUGGGUAUUUUAGUCGAAGGCACUAGCACAGUUGCUAAGUUCCUGAGGGGGAAUGGAGUUACGCUUUUUAAGGUGAGAGAUGAGACGAUAAGCCUGCUGGGGAAAUCAGACAUGUAUUUUUUCAGUCCAGAGCAUCCUCCUCUUACUGAACCGGCUCAAAAGGCCAUUGCCUGGGCCAUUGAUGAGAAGAAUAAAUCUGGUGUGGAUGGUGAACUAACCACGGCCUACUUGCUUCUGGGGAUUUGGUCUCAAAAGGAUUCAGCAGGCCGCCAGAUUUUGGAGAAACUCGGGUUCAACGAAGAUAAAGCCAAAGAAGUUGAGAAAUCGAUGAAUGAAAAUGUAGAUUUGAGCUUCAAGAAACAAGGUCAAUAGUGAUGAGGUUAAUUUCAAUCAGCAAGCUUCUGUAACUGUAUAUGGAGUCUUGAUUAAAGACUCAGCAAAAGGACCCCUUUCUUGAAGGAAUCACUUGAUCCAACUAGACAUUUGCAGGGGCAGGCCUUUAUUAGCAUUCACUUUCAAUACUUGUUUGUGGUUAGUUUCAUUUAACUUUUCUGUAUUAUCAGUUUAUCACAAUAUACAACUCUGGAAAAUGAUUCAGUGAUUUGAUUCUCGGAUAGGUUUAUUAUGUUACUAAAACUCACAUCCUCAA
Molecule: messenger RNA, 1029 nt
Organism: Arabidopsis arenosa
Lineage: Eukaryota; Viridiplantae; Streptophyta; Magnoliopsida; Brassicales; Brassicaceae
Source: the annotation of a GenBank genome assembly